Lytechinus pictus (painted urchin) is the source of this 3805-nucleotide messenger RNA. Its product is annotated as proteasome activator complex subunit 3-like. NCBI's taxonomy places the organism in Eukaryota, Metazoa, Echinodermata, Echinoidea, Temnopleuroida, Toxopneustidae. Gene Ontology annotation, biological process: regulation of proteasomal protein catabolic process; positive regulation of endopeptidase activity; regulation of G1/S transition of mitotic cell cycle. The transcript has 9 exons. The record is from RefSeq and is a predicted model, not a curated record. The coding region runs from base 142 to 891 and encodes 249 amino acids. Gene Ontology annotation, molecular function: endopeptidase activator activity. Gene Ontology annotation, cellular component: proteasome activator complex; cytoplasm; nucleoplasm.
CCCCUAUCGAUAAAUCUCGAGCGCGAUAUCGGAUGCGCAUGCGUGACACAUGUGUUAAUACUUAAUGGUCGGUGAAAGGCAUCUGCUGGCGUAAAAUCCCUUGAUUUUGACAAAUAUUGGACUAAGAAUUAAAAUAUCACCAUGGCUACUGAUGAGGUACAUGAGGUGACUGAAUGCAAGGACAAAUUACAUGAAAUGUCAGAGAAUCUAGUGAAAGUUGUGUUCCCCAAGAAGAUUCGAGAGUUAGGGGAAUUAGUAGAGAGUGAUUUGUUUAGACUAAGUCGGAUGUCAGAGGUCACGACGAGUAUCAACAUUCCAGUUCCAGCCCCAGUCAUUCUAAACCAUUCUGAUGAUGUAGACGAUGCACUGAAACCACAUGCAAAGAAACGGAAGCACGACACACAGAAUGAUGUACAAGGGUGCAAGGUGUUCUCUCUGCCUGCAGGAUCUGUACCAUGCAACACGCAGUUAACUGAUCUGAUAGAUAUCCUGAAACCCAAGAUAUGCUGCCUCAUAGAACAGUGUAACACGCUGAAGAUGUGGAUCCAGCUACAGAUUCCAAGGAUCGAAGACGGCAACAACUUUGGAGUCUCCGUCCAGGAAGACACAUUAAGUGAACUUCGUCAGGUAGAGAGCGAGGCCGCUUCGUACCUUGACCAGAUAUCACGGUAUUACAUCACAAGAGGGAAACUAGUCAGCAAGGUCGCCAAGUACCCUCAUGUGGAUGACUACAGGAGGAGUGUAAUUGAAAUCGAUGAGAAAGAAUUCAUCAAUCUUCGUCUAACAUGCCUUGAGUUGAGAAAUACAUAUCUUUCCCUUCAUGAUGUGAUAACGAAGAACAAAGACAAGAUCAAGAAACCUCGAGGAAACAACACAGAAUCAAUGUACUGAGGACAACGCCAUCAAUCAUUACCAACCAACACAGUUCAACCCCUUGCCUCCCAGAACUGGAUGAUCCCUGCACAAAGUCUAUGGGAAUUACAGAGUUCAGUAGUCAACAGGUUAACUCUUUUUCUACUGGAACUGUGUAAUCUCUGUACAAAACAUAUGUGAAUGACAGAAUUCAAGAGUCAACAGGUUAACCAAUUGCCUUCUUGAAUUGGAUUAUCCCUGUACAAAGCCUCAGGGAAUUACAGAAUCCACUGGGUUAAGAUUAUAACCCUCUGAGGUAGGGCUGAGUCAAACAGACUGGUCAAUUAGUGCCCAAACGAUGCUGUCAGUCACUGGUAUAAUUUCUUCCAGACCGGUGGAAUUCAAGUAAUACAUUAGAAACUCACAGAUUCAAAAGACUUUGACAGUCAACCAGUUAAGAACUAAAUUUCCUUAAAGGUUUAUCUAAUAUUAACAAUCAGCUUGCACUAUGGAAAUAGUCUUGCUCGUUUGAUUAAAGGCUUGAUGUAUAGUAUCACAUAAAGGGUUUAGACCAAGAUCAGGAAUUAUAGGUCUUCAAGUGGUUGACAUUUACAGAUGUUCCAAUAUUGAAUUUCCAAUGCAUUUUUCUUAAAUACACCAGUUCCCAGGUCUCUGCUCAAAGAAGAUAAAGUCGGCGGUAAAAAAAAAAAAUUAAUGACUCGGCCAUAUUUAGUGGAACCAUUUUCAGUGGUGUUAGGACACUAUUAUCAGUACCAAUCAAAGAUUAACAAUAUUCCAAGGCAUCGCUUCUUAUUAUCCACAAGCCUUGAAGUUAUUAGGAAUGCACAAGUAUUACUCACAGGGAAAUAAGUUUAUCCUCUUGGUCUUCUAGCAGGUGGUCUCACUCUCAGCCGGGACUCUCAGAUUGUCACGGAUAAGACGACUUGAUCAAAUUAUGGUUUGAUCCAACCCAAUUUGGUAAAAUUAUCACUUGGUCUCAUACUGAGUUGCUCCUACUUUCAUGCCUGGUCUUAUAGAGUGCCGAAGUGUGACGUCAUCAAUUUUCACUUUGCAUAUCAGCGUGUUUGAUACCAUACUUUGGUAGAGCAUGAUGAAAAACCUCUACAACCUAAAUGUGGUGCCAAAAAAAGUUGUUUGUGAUGUCAUCACUUCGGUACUCUAUUUCCACUUUGUGUAGUUUUAGUUUGUUCUUGGUCAAAUGAAAAUUUGGUUUGUAAACAGUUCAACAACUUGAACAGACUAAGGAGUGAGAAACCAAAUAUUAGUAGACAAAAUAAUUAUAGAUAGACUGGUUAUACAUGUAGACAGAACGAGGAUUAAAACGUGUUCAAUGAGACCAAACAGAAAGUGGUUUAAGUAUAUGUAGGUGUAGACAAAUUGGCAAACUACUAUUACAUUUUUCCAAGACGACUUACUAUUGCUAUCACCACAAAUAUACAUUUCAUCAGGGGUUUGAGAGUUCAGGUUUUUAGCUGAUUUCAUAUUUAUUUUUUAUUCAGCGUAAUUUCAGCUUAUUUUUGGCUUUUCUCUGUACUAAAAGUACGGAAGCUCUUUCUAUUUCAGACUUUUUCAACACUCUUCAGCUUUUUUUUCAGAUCUCUUUAUUUGUGACCAAUCACACCACUGUUUCAUAAUCCCUAAAAGUGUUCCAUGUUUUCAACAGCAACCUAUGGUGUACAUGGAGUUAAGAACUACUGUACGCCUUAAUUUCAUGUACCAAGAGAUAUUUAAAAAAAAAAUAAUAAUUAAAAAAACCUCACAAAGCACCCUCAGUUCCUUCUGGAGUGGCGUUACAAGGGUUUUACCAUUUUUGCUAUAUAACAUGGAUUGAAAUCUUCAUGAGGAAGCUCCACCCUCUUAUUGCAUCCCCUCUACUAAAAAACAUUGAUAUUCCCAAACCAGGCCAGCGUCAGUACAUUGUAAGGAUAUCAUAUGAAUUGACCAAAGCAGGGUUCCCACAGUCACGGAAAAUCCUGGAAAAAUUUGUGGUCAUGGAAAAGUCAUGGAAUCGCAUUUACCUCUUGGCUAUGGCAGCUUUCCAGUUUGUCGUGUCUUGCAACUCUCAUACUCUGUGAUCAUACAUGUACUCUGCUGUUAUAAUCGGUGUUCAUGAUUUCCAUUUUUCCCAAAUUCUACAUAACUCCCUGGACGUCACGGGAAGUCAUGGAAAGCAGCAAUUUAGUCAAGGAAAAGUCAUGGAAAAGACAUGGAAUUCUGUUUUCAAAUUUCUGUGGGAACCCUGCCAAAGUCAAAGUGGAGACUUAACAAUCACCCAAUUAAAGUAUCCAAUACCCUGAAAUGGAGUACCAAAUUGUGGCGUGAAAUUUUUUAGUUUUUUGUUAUUACUAUUUUUAUUUUUUGGCAAAUUGAUGGCGUCACACUUUGUUACUCCAUCUUCUUUACAUAAAUUUUGUAUCAUCUUGAUAUUCAAGUGUAUUUUAUGAUUCUGAGUAUUUUUAACUAUGAUUUAUAGUUCCUGUACAAUCUCAUCAAUCAUGAUGUCUUUGAUAUUGAUCACUUCACCGCAGGUUUGUGUGUCUCUGAUUUUUACCCUAUUUAUCACAAUGUAUUUCAUGGAUUAUUUAAUCGAUUUCACACCAUGUUUUGUUUGCUAUGUCUAGAACAAACCCUGUCUUUUAUGAACUUUAUCUAAAAAAUGAUUUUCCUAAUCAAGUAAAAUCUCUUAAUCUGUAGACCAUUUAUAUAUGCACACAUGAUUUGUCACACAAACCUGUUAAUCCACAAUAUGUAUAUGUAUGUAUUUCAAUCAAUUUUCAAUCUCUGGUAAUCUUUUGAGAGUCCCCUUCUGUCGUUGUGCCAUCUUAAUCAGUUUUUAUUUUUCCCCCUAUUUUUAUUGUGGUGCCAUGUUUUUUUUCCAUGUGUACAUUUGAAGCAAGAGUAAUUUAAGUAAUAAAAUGCCUGUAAACCACAA